Molecule: messenger RNA, 2039 nt
Organism: Alternaria rosae
Lineage: Eukaryota; Fungi; Ascomycota; Dothideomycetes; Pleosporales; Pleosporaceae
Product: amidase signature domain-containing protein
Exons: 3
Coding region: 173-1825 (550 amino acids)
Source: RefSeq, a predicted model, not a curated record
GCAUGUAAGAAUGAUACACAGCGGUGUCUUCACUAUUGCAUCCUCACCGCUGCGAUUUGCCUUUUCUUACCUCAAAGUCUCGUUUACAUACCUAUCCUUCGUUGCCUAACAAGUUCAACCUGAGCGACCUCGAUCUUAUCCAUCUAACCCCAGUCGUCCUAUCACCAACACCAUGACCGCAGCACCACCAUCCAUACCCGACUGGCGCACCCUGGCCGCCUCAAAACGCGAAUCCGUCUACGCAAAAAUACCAAAAGAAUGGCGUCUGUCUCCCUCCCAAACAUCUCAAUGCACAGAAACAUCCGGUAUAUCCGUGCUAGACGUACCGCGAACAUGCGGCAUCUUGACCGAGAAAGAGCUAGACAUCACCGAAAACUACGAUGCCACGGAUUUGGUCAAAAUGAUGGCAGAGGGCCAAUUGUCGAGCACAGAGGUGGUGACGGCGUUUUGCAAGAGAGCGGCUGUGGCGCAGCAGUGUGUGAGUUGUUUGACGGAGAUUAUGUUCGAGGAUGCGCUUGCUAGAGCGAGGGAAUGUGAUGAUUUUCUGAAGAGAGAGGGGAAGGUUAUGGGACCGCUGCAUGGGCUGCCGAUUAGUUUGAAGGACUCCUUCAACGUCAAAGGCGUUCAAGCAACCCUAGGCUACAUAUCCUUCAUCGCGCACCCACCUGCUGCUUCAAACUCCUCCUUGGUAAAUCUCCUGCACUCCCUCGGCGCAGUCUUCUACGUCAAAACCAACCUCCCCCAAACCAUGAUGACAGCCGAUUCCCACAACAACAUCUUCGGCCGCACGCUGAACCCGCUCAAACUAUCUCACACGGCCGGCGGUUCUACAGGCGGCGAGGGCGCGCUCCUUGCUAUGAAAGGCAGUGUGUUGGGCGUGGCAACGGAUGUAGCAGGUUCGAAUCGCAUUCCCGUAAUUUGCUGUGGAGGCUCAUCUUUGAAGCCGACGGCGGGGAGGGUGCCGUUCGCGGGAGGUGUGGCGGUGGGAAGGGUGGGUAGUCCUGGUUCCGUACCCGUUGUCAUAGGACCUUGUGGCCGUUCUGUACGCGAUUACGAACUCUUUAUGCGGAGCGUGGGAGAUGCGAAGCCGUAUCUAUACGACGAGAAUAGUCUUAAUGUGCCGUGGCGGCGCGUUCAACCUUCUACGAAGCCCUUGCGGUUCGGCCUGGUCAGGGGGUGUAAGGAGCGGCCGCUUCAUCCUCCUAUCGCACGGGCUUUACACACCACGGCGAUGAAGUUGAAAGGGCAGGGCCAUGAGAUCGUGCUAUUGGAUGAGAAGAUACCGGAUCUCUACCAGACUGCCCUGUUGGCGUGGAAGUUCUUCAUGCUGGAUCCGAAAAAGACGCCGAUGCAAUAUAUCAAGGAUGGAGGGGAGCCGCCUAUUCCCUCGCUGUCAAAAUGCUCAUUCUCUGAGUUGAAAGAUUGGGUUCCGACGCUGGAUGAACUCUGGGAUUUGAAUGUGAAGAAGGCAGGGGUCGUCAAGAAGUGGCAUGGGUUGAUGGUCGGUGGUGACGGAGAGAAGGGGUUAGACGCCGUUCUGAUGCCGGGGUAUCAGGGUGUGGCGCCGAAGCAUGAUACCUAUGGCUUGCCGAUUUAUACGGUCGUGGUCAAUUUGUUGAAUUGGCCGAGUGGCGUGCUGGCUGCUGGGAAAGCGGAGAAGGGAGCUGAUGCGGAGUUCUUGAAGGGGGACGUGGCGUAUGAACCGCCUUAUGAUGCGGAUGAGUGCGAAGGUUUACCCACGCAUGUACAGGUUAUGGGGAAGAGUAUGAUGGAUGAGGAGCUGGUGGAGAUUAUGAAGGUUGUGGAGGGUGUGCUGAAGGAGUAGUAUUCUGUUUUAAUACUUUUCCGUAUGAGUCGCACAUAGGUGGACGAGCCGGCAACAAUGGAGAGAAACGUUGUCAGCGUCUCCAGGGCUUUCACUCGGACCAUUACUUGGGCUUCCACGCUUUUCUUGAAGUUGUACCCUGUUGCACUCCACCACUAUCGUCUAUCAGGCCCAGCUAGCUUCUCAAGCCUCCUGGUGGAGAUGAACGCCAACG